GAAAGCGAACGGCGAAAAUAGAAGGCAAGACAAGAGAGGCAAACGCAAAGAAGGCUCGUUAUGUCGAAGCUUCUAGCCUGUCUUUACUCUUUCGAGACAUCCGCACCAAAAAGCACCGUCUGAUAGUGCAAUUGUAGAUUUGGUCGCAAGUCAACGUCAUCAACCUCAGAUCGAAAUUUCUCCCAAGCUUAACUACCCCAGAAACCCAACCUUUGCUAAUUCCAUUUUCAUUUUCAUUUUGCUCCAACUCCCUUUUCUGUUUCUCUUCGCCACCAGCCUUUUAUUGCGGCUGCGAAGUGAAAUCGGUGUAGUUUGGUGGUCGCGGUGCUGUUAUUCUAACUUUAAAAGCCGCAGGGAAUACUCAUGUUCGGGAGUUUUGCUCAGUUCAUAGUUCGGGUGGCAUCACCAUUAGCUUGAAGAGAAAAGGGAAGAGAAAGAGAGGAUGAGGAACAAAUACAGGAAACCAACAAAUUUACGUUGCAAUGCAGGGAGCAGAUUUUCUGCAUCUGCUGUGGUGUGGAGCUUGGUAGGAUGCAUUUUUUUGAUUCAUUUCUAUUCCAAUAUUCAUCAAAGAGAUAGGGAAGGUGGCGAGGUCCAAUUGCGAGUAAGCGGUCAUCCCCAACUCCGUGAACUUCUAGUAGUGGAGGAGGAGGAGAACAUACGAAUUCCCACACCAAGGGGAAAGAGGUCCCCUAGGGCAGCAAAACGUAGACCUAAGCGUGCAACCACGGUGAUCGAUGAAUUCCUUGAUGAAAAUUCACAACUGAGACAUCUAUUUUUUCCUGGUCAUAAAAGGGCUAUAAAUCCAGCAAAUGCUGGGAAUGAGAGUUAUUAUUACUACCCUGGCAGAAUUUGGUUGGAUACAGAUGGGAAUCCUAUUCAAGCCCAUGGAGGUGGCAUUCUGUAUGAUAAAAAAUCUCGGACAUACUACUGGUAUGGUGAGUAUAAAGAUGGGCCCACUUACCGUGCUCACAAGAAAGGAGCUGCCCGUGUGGACGUUAUAGGAGUAGGCUGUUAUUCUUCCAAGGAUUUGUGGACUUGGAAAAAUGAGGGAAUUGUAUUGGCGGCAGUGGAAACGAAUGAAAAUCAUGAUCUGCACAAGUCCAAUGUGCUUGAGAGGCCGAAAGUGGUUUACAAUGAUAAAACUGGACAAUAUGUGAUGUGGAUGCACAUAGACGAUGCCAAUUAUACAAAAGCUGCUGUUGGGGUGGCAAUCAGUGAUGCUCCUGAUGGUCCUUUUGAUUAUCUUGGUAGCCAAAGGCCACAUGGAUAUGAAAGCAGGGACAUGACAGUUUUCAAGGAUGAUGAUGGGGCAGCAUAUCUAAUAUACUCCUCUGAGGACAAUAGUGAACUGCACAUUGGACCCCUAACUGAAGAUUAUCUUAACGUGACUUCUGUCAUGAGGAGGAUUCUGGUGGGACAGCACCGAGAAGCACCUGCUCUAUUCAAGCACCAGGGUACAUACUAUAUGAUCACAUCAGGCUGCACCGGCUGGGCCCCAAACGAGGCACUGGCUCAUGCUUCUGAGUCAAUAUGGGGGCCAUGGGAAACAAUGGGAAAUCCAUGCGUUGGAGGGAACAAAGUAUUUAGACUGACAACUUUCUUUGCUCAGAGCACUUUUAUACUCCCUAUGCCUGGAUACCCUGGUUCAUUUAUUUUCAUGGCAGAUCGAUGGAAUCCUGCCGAUCUAAGAGACUCUAGAUAUGUAUGGUUGCCUUUGAUAGUGGCAGGACCUGCUGAUCAACCUCUGGAGUACAAUUUUGAGUUCCCAUUGUGGUCAAGAGUUUCUAUCUUUUGGCACAGAAGAUGGAGACUGCCUCUGGGUUGGAGAGGAUUCAUAUAAUGAGGUUCUCCUUGUACAUUCGAUCACAUAUGAAGCCUCUAAGUCUACAGCCCGCCGAUUUGCAUUGUCAAACCCUGGCUUAAAACUGUGAAAGUUCACCCGCAACAUGAGUACGCGGAUACAGGACUUCAGUCUCGAGAACUAGAGUUUUCACAUUUCUUAAUUCACAAUAGUUAGAAGUAGCCUGUAUAUAUAUAUCGAGAAAGAUUGGCCAUUGACCUACCGAGUCCUAACUUAGGUGGAUACUUUGUUUGUUGACACUUCUCUUUACCAUUUUGAUAUACACAACGUGAAAUUGCUUCACAUACUUGGAUAUAAUGUACUGAUUUCAUGUUAAUGCUCGAUAGAAAAAAAGGGUGGGCUGUGAUCCAUACCUUGUCACUGAAAUUUGAGAGUUCUAUCAUAGCCCUUAGUCCAUAGUUCCAUUAUCCCAUAAGCUCCAAGUUGUAGCAGCCCACAGUUUUUUGACAUGUCCAGCACAGUCCGUAAGUCCAUAGUGCCAUUAUCCUUAUGCCCAAGUAGCAACCCAUUGUUUUUUUAACAUGUCUUGACUAAUGACUAUUAACUGUUGCGUCCUAGAAAGAUGGAUUUUCUGACUUCUGAGUACUGUGUAGAAGUGUAGCGUGUGCCAUAUGAGUGGGCCUCAACUCAAAAUACAGGUUCAAGUGAUCCGAACUAGUUAUACAGAAGAAGCCUUUAUGUUCCUUU
Prosopis cineraria is the source of this 2551-nucleotide messenger RNA. RefSeq lists its product as uncharacterized. Gene Ontology annotation, molecular function: hydrolase activity, hydrolyzing O-glycosyl compounds. The transcript is spliced from 3 exons. Gene Ontology annotation, biological process: carbohydrate metabolic process. Lineage: Eukaryota; Viridiplantae; Streptophyta; Magnoliopsida; Fabales; Fabaceae. Bases 443 to 1843 code for a protein of 466 amino acids. The record is from RefSeq and is a predicted model, not a curated record.